AUGCCCUUUAAAUCCGCUGUCAGUGUUGUCAUCCUUUCGUUUUUUCAGCACCAGAAGAGCAGUCCGAAGGAAGAAGACGUGGGUGGCCAGAAGUUUGAUGAUCCGACGGGGCCGAGGAUGAUUCGCCGACGAUGUUGCUGUGGAUGACCAUCUUCUACUUUCCUCUAAUUGCUGAUGCCUUCACCACACUCCUCGGUACCUUUUAGGGUACUUUUUCCGGAAGAAAAUUUCCAAAAAGUAGUACUAACUUUAGUUAGGAGACUUCAUAAAUGGGCAUCACAGAAGUCAAUUAGUCCAGGAGGAGGAGUCGGCUUACAAAAACUUAAGAAAAUAAUGAGUAAAAAUGAUUUUUAAACUCAGGAAGGUAGGCUGGCAACAAUAAGAACUAGUUUCAACCCCAAGGAGGUAGUGAUGGCUUUAAUUCAAGAUGGUUUAUUAGGAAGAAAUAAAAGCCUUCAAAAAUGCUCUGCCUUUUUGAAAAUUCAAAAAAAUGUUUCUUGAAAAAAUCAACUAUUCAGAGUUUUUUCAUGCAAUGUUUCAUAUGAAAAGCGUGUAUAAUGAAAAAUGCUUGAAACUACGAUUUUUUGAGAUUUUCGGAAUUUUUGUUCAAUCAAGUUUUGAUGAUUAAACAGGACCUAAGAUCCUCAGGGAAGAGAAAUUGAGCAAAUUUGGUUACCUAGGGACAGUUUCCCAAUAUUCAACUUUGAAUGGAUGUAGAUUUUUUCAAUUUUUGAAAUUCAACUUUUUCUCAAUGAGCAUAUUUCAUAAACUUUUUGAAAACCGUCUAAGGACUAUUUCACAAAAAAAAAUGAUGACCUUUUCGUAGUGUAACUGAAGAAGAGAAGAAGGGGACCGGUUAAUAAAAAAGGGGUUUUUGUUCAAAUCAAAUAAUUUAUUUUGUUGUUUUAGUUAGAUGUAAUCGACUAGGCGGUGAAAAAGAACUUUUUGAGCUAUAACGAACAACUGCCUCUGGCAAACUAGAAGUCCUAGCGUGUAGUCGAAAGAGUUGAAAGCAUGGUCUUACGGUCCUUCGUCUCGUCCUUCUGCGCGUAGUCCAUCCAUUUCCGCCCUGACGAGCUUAGCAUGUAGCGGAUCUUGUGCUGGAGCCCGGAGAACGUCCUUUAGGUGAAAGCCUCCGAAUGAGAGCGACCACUUUGCUCACUUGAAUGUGAAGAAAACAAUAGAGUAGAAUAAACAGUAACAGGAACUAGUCCACGAAUAGAAACUGACCCAGUGUCCGACAAGAAUUGAAGCAGUCGGGAAAAAAUUUAUUCGUAGAAGCGGUUAUUCGGAUAUCAUUAGUUUUGACUCGUAGAGAAUUAGAGUAGACUUAAAAAACGAGAACUUUCCAGAAAAGAAGCGACAUAUCGGCGGCGGUACGCACAAGUGCUACAGCUGCAUGUCGCGGUAUUACGGGGCGACGUGGCAAUUUGCGGGAUAUUCGCGGAUUUACCAGGAGCCCCGCUCCUUCACUGAUAACUGCCGGUUUCUUUGGUUCGAGGGGUUCCAAAUGAUAGAAAAAGGCUUCAGAAAUCCACGCAACGCCGAAAUUCCCUUUGUCCAUUGCGAGGAGGAAACCAGCUGCGUCACCAUGAUCGAGGAGUUGAAGAUUGGUGAGUUUUAUCGAGAACUUGAACAUUUGAAGAUCAUUUGGCGCUUUUUUAUAUUCCUUAAAUGGUCACAAUUUCUAGCAAACUUCGUGUUUUAGGUCUUCUAAAGAGGCCACUAAAUUAUAGCCGCUAUUUUGUUCCUUAAAAGGAUGGAUUUCAAUUUCUCGGUUUUCGAGUUUUUUUCAAGGAUUUCUCAAUGAGAGGAAACUUUUUUUUUAAAAAAACAUUUUUUUUUUUCUGUAAAGUCUCUCGUUUUCACGCACUAUCAAGUUAAUUAUGUCAGGAAAAUUUCUUUAAAAAUUUGUGGGUUUUCCGAGUUUUUUUCUACAAGUAGUUUGUGAUUAUACUUGUAUUUUAAAUAACCAGAACUUUUUAUCUAAAAAUUUUUCGUCUGAAUUUUUUUAAUUUUUCACGGCUUUGGUGCGGUUUAACGUGGCGUUUUUUUCCAUCAAAUCUAUCUAAGAAUCUGUUUUCUUGAUUUUUUUUUUUGCCAUCUCUUCCGAGACAUGUAAAAGGAGCAAGAAGCUAUAAAAAAUUUCUAUUAUCAAGAAAAAAGCCAACUUUUCUUCUUUAUUUUGCAACCUUGCUCUCUUACUUUUCUUUUCCAUCAGUGCCUCUGGAGCAAUCUUUUGAGUUUUGCCGACACCUCUCUUGUUAGUUUUUAGUCUCUGUGCUAAUUGGUGCUUAAGCGCGGCUAAAGCGAGGAAAAAUCCGAAAGAUGAGCGACUCGAGAAAAAAGAAAUGUCAAAAACGCUCCUCGCUUGUGUCAGUCAAACGUGUUGCCAGUUUUUGAAAACCGCAACACACAAUGAAUUACACACAAAGGAGGCCCUGUCAGCGACACCUGUGCUCACCUGGUGGCAUCUCAUCUCCGCGGUAACUUCACAGGAAUGGUCAGAAAGGAGCCGUAGUGUUGAUUUUACUCAUCACUACAAGAUACAUUUGUUUUGUAUUCAGAUUCAUUUUUCACGAAAAAGUAUUUUUUUCACGACGAAAGUGAUCCAUGUCGCGAUAAAACUAGUUUUAAUUGUAUACGCUUUUUGAAAGGAAAAUCUUUGGAAUGAUCCAAAAAAUUAGAUCGUUCUAUUUGGAUCUUACUACUGAUCUUUGAAAAAAACAAGUACACAAUUUUUCUCGGCAGACUCGGCUGUACUUUUUUAGAAAUGUUUCCAACUUUUCUGCGAAAUUUUUGCAUUUCAAAAUCUCUACAGGCAACUGGAUCGAAAGUCAGUUUUUUUUUUCAAAGUAAGAAUUAUUCAGGAGAAAUCUUAUUCAUCCUUUAAAAAAAUUAAUUUUUUUAUUCAGCCUUCCGGAUUCGCUUAUUUUCAAUAGUUUUUGGUCAUAACUUUUUUUAAAUAAGAUGAAAUAUUUGAGUUAUAUGCUUGAGAAUUCGUUAUUGGUAGAUCAAUUAGUAAACUUUCGAUAUUCUAUGGCUGGAAUGAAGUUGGAAGAAAGAUGUCAUUUUCUUUUCCUUUACUUUGACAUCAUGAAUACCGAGUCUCGAUGUCUUGAGCCUGGUGGAGGAACAGCGUCGUCUACAGACGCUCGGGCCUGUUUCCGGCACCCGCCGAAAUUGGCCAGAUCGCUAGGCCACUUCAAACGAAUUUCCCCUCCGUCGCCAAUCGAAUUUGUGCUCGCCCAAUCAACAAUUGUUUCGACCAAUCCCCCUGACUUGUUGAUUUAUACUGACCUCCUGGUCAAGUGUUUGUCUCUGCUAGAAAAAGAGGCGGCGACACGAAAAAAAAAUAUGGAAAUCGGUGCCUGUUUUUCAAGAUUAUUUAGUGAAAAUUUGGGAUGAGAAAUAGUCAUUAUUUUGAGAAGAAGGCUGAAUAAGGAAGUCUCUACCUUCAUAUUUAUUCUUGAAUAAUAAAGAAAAAAACGACAACAGGGGCUCAUAAAAAAAAGAGGUGAUUUAUUCAAAGUUAUUAACGUUGAACUGAUAAGCCAGAAUUCAACUUUUUAUUAUUAAUUUCAAAAUUUUUUUCUACUGAAUCAAAAAAAUAUUCAAAAAAAUAAUUGGCCUUCAAUUUUUUUCGGACGUAACUUAUUGAAAUAAUUGGUGUAGCUUUUUCUCCGACUUAAAUAAUGGAAAUAAAGUUUUUAUGAGUUAUAUUGUUUCAUCCUGUUUUUUUUCGUCAAAUUCAGCAAAGCCAAAACGCUGAUCCCAGUUAAAACUUCGGGGUUUUCUUUAAAGUUCAUACCAUAAGGGCAAACAGCUAUAAGCUAUGUGAUCGUUUCUACGUAUUAGGAUAUAAUAAAUAUUUUACUUCAACAACUACGUUGUCUAGCAAAAUAUAACAUUAUGAGUUAUAUUGUUUCAUCCUGUUUUUUUUCGUCAAAUUCAGCAAAGCCAAAACGCUGAUCCCAGUUAAAACUUCGGGGUUUUCUUUGAUUUACAUUGAACUUCAUGUUGAAGCGAGUGUGCAAAGAUUGUAGGAGCGCAAUAGUUACAUAUAAAUUUCUUGAGGGCGGUUUUAAAAAAUUUUUUCAGGUACCGGGGCGCGUGGCUACAUCCGCGGAUGCUAUUCCUCGAUCCUGCUCUUCGGAUUCAACCGCACCGGCUCCGUCUACGCUCUCGGAGCCCAUACAUUCUGCCACACGUUCAACCUGACGCAACUCGUCAGCGGCGGUCGUCCGGAAGAGUCCUCCGUCCAGUCAGUUUCCUUGUCUUUUAAACACCCACCGUAAUCCGCGACGUGUGAUUAAUUUUCUUUUCGAUGCGACAAGCCGAUUGUAAUAUCUUGACAAAUGACACAACAUUGAAGUGUAAAUCGCGCGACAUCGUUAAUUAUCUAACGGACAAGCAGCGCGUGGCAACUUCUCUCCGCCUGCUGAACAAGAUUAUCGCGAGGAAAAAGUAGUUGUGAACCUUGCGCUUAUCAGUUAAUGGUUUGAUUACAUUGUAGUAUUCAUUUUAAGGAUAUUAUCAAGCUUCGCUUGAAGUUGAAUUUGCCUUCAUGAAAGUAUGAAACUAUGAAAUUUGUACAGAAUUAAAAAAAAUUUGGUACGACAACAUUUAUUUUUAAACAGUACUUUUAGAAUCUUUCAUUGUGAAAAUAUUCAGAUCCAAUACUUUUAAUUCGCAAGGUCUCAAUUUUUCUGAAUUUUUACGACUUGACUCACGUUGUUUGGUUGAAAUUGAAGCGUCAUAUAAGAGAAACGGUCUUUUUUGGUUAUUCUUAGCUUUCAAAUGGAAAAAAAGUUGCUAUUAUUGGACUAUGAAGUGAAUUGUCUUUACUGAUAAAAAAAUUUAAGCGUUUGCUCAUGCCGCGGUCCUCUCUGCAAUGACUCGGAGAUCAGCACGACGUCGUCGCCUUCCCUGUGGAUGGCGGUCCUCCUUCCCCUCCUCUCUUUCUUCUUAUAA
Molecule: messenger RNA, 4974 nt
Organism: Caenorhabditis auriculariae
Lineage: Eukaryota; Metazoa; Nematoda; Chromadorea; Rhabditida; Rhabditidae
Source: the annotation of a GenBank genome assembly